Numida meleagris (helmeted guineafowl) is the source of this 468-nucleotide messenger RNA. It is a transcript of the gene GNL1, whose product is annotated as G protein nucleolar 1 (putative). The record is from RefSeq and is a predicted model, not a curated record. Gene Ontology annotation, molecular function: GTP binding; GTPase activity. Lineage: Eukaryota; Metazoa; Chordata; Aves; Galliformes; Numididae.
GGCUGCCCAACGCGGGGAAGUCGUCGGUGCUGAACGCGGUGCUGGGCCGCAGCGCCGUCAGCGUCUCGCGGACCCCCGGGCGCACCCGCUACUUCCAGACCCACUUCCUGACCCCCACCGUCCGCCUCUGCGACUGCCCCGGCCUCGUCUUCCCCUCCCGCGCCCCCCGCGAGCUCCAGGUGCUGGCGGGGGUGUACCCCAUUUCUCAGCUGCAGGAGCCGUACUCGGCCGUGGGUUUCCUGGCCGCCCGCCUGCCUCUGCCCACCCUGCUCGGCCUGCGCCCUCCCAGCAACGCGGCGGGGUGGACGGCGUGGGACAUCUGCGAAGCGUGGGCGGAGAAGCGCGGUUACCGCACGGCCAAAGCGGCGCGGCACGACGUGUACCGCGCCGCCAACAGCAUCCUGCGCAUGGCGGCCGACGGGCGCCUCCGCCUCUGCCUGCGGCCCCCGGGAUACGGCGCCCACAGCG